AUGGAAGCUGUCGAAUUGAAAUCCGCUGUCGAAGGAAUAGCUGCCUCCGAACAAGGAGCUGCUUCUGGAGAAAAGUUGUCUGAAGGAAAAUCACUGUCAAAGGAUCAUCUGCUUCCAAAGCCACUAUCAGAGGGAAGAUUGCGUCCGGAGGAAAAACCGCUACCGAAGGAGGAACUACUUCCUCAGGGAAAGCCACUACUAGAGGGAAAAUUACUUCUGGAGGGAAAGUUGCUGCCGGCAUGGAGGUUUCUACCAACUUUCGGAGGGAAUACCGUUGCCGGAGGGGAGGUUUCUACUAGAGGUGUAGUCGCUAGCGAAAGAGAAACUAAUUCCGUAGGGAAAGCCACUACUGGAGGGGAGGUUUCUGCCAAAAGGAAGCCAUUGCCGAAAGAGAAACUAUUUUCAGAGGAAAAGUCACUGCCGAAGGGGAAACUACUUCCGAAGAGAAAGUCGCUGCCGGAGAAGAAACUACUUCCGGAGGGAAAAUCGAUGCCGGAGAAGAAACUACUUCUAGAGGAAAAGUCACUGUUGGAGGGAAAACUACUUCCGGAGAGAAAGUCGCUGCCGGAGAAGAAACUACUUCCGGAGGAAAAGUCACUAUCGGAGGAGAGACUUCUGCCAGUCUAA
This is a messenger RNA of Oldenlandia corymbosa var. corymbosa, 627 nucleotides long. Lineage: Eukaryota; Viridiplantae; Streptophyta; Magnoliopsida; Gentianales; Rubiaceae. The record is from the annotation of a GenBank genome assembly.